Helianthus annuus (common sunflower) is the source of this 1538-nucleotide messenger RNA. Its product is annotated as bifunctional peptidase and (3S)-lysyl hydroxylase JMJD7. Gene Ontology annotation, molecular function: 2-oxoglutarate-dependent dioxygenase activity. The coding region runs from base 201 to 1271 and encodes 356 amino acids. NCBI's taxonomy places the organism in Eukaryota, Viridiplantae, Streptophyta, Magnoliopsida, Asterales, Asteraceae. The record is from RefSeq and is a predicted model, not a curated record. The transcript has 4 exons.
UAUUCAUCCCGAAUGUUUCCAAGUUUGGAUCUUGCUCAAUGAGUUCAUGUUCAGAUUUGAUUGUGAUCCCGAACUAAAAAUUGUAAUGAGUAACCGGAUAACAACUAUUAAAUUUACUAACAGGACCUGCAAUUUGAUUUUACAUUAGCACAAUGAAAGUGUCAAGGUAAGGUUGGGCGUCCACCGUCUCCAAAACAAUAAUGUAUCCAAACCUCCAAAACCUCUGGGAAGAAGUCCGCGAACUAACCCUAGGCUCCACCCCAGAAAUUGACCGCCUCCACACCCCACCAACCCCACUCCACUUCCUCCGCCACUACCUCUCUCAAAACAAACCCUUCAUCCUCUCCGCCUCCACCCUCCCAUGGCCGGCCGCCACUCUCUGGUCCUCCACCUCCUACCUCCUCCGCACCCUCUCCUCCUCCACCGUCUCCCUCCACCGUACCCCCACCGGCCACGCCGACGCCCUCACCCCACACCCCUCAACCCCUAAUUCUUUUUGUUUCGCCUCCGCUGACGUCACUCGCACCUCAUUUGCUGAUGCUGUUGAUGCUGUUACGGGGUCCUGUAAGGAGAGCUGUGUGGCGUAUUUGCAGCAGCAGAAUGAUUGUUUUAGGGAGGAGUAUGGGGCGUUGAGUGGGGAUUGUGAUUCGGAUGUCCCGUGGGCGACCGAAGCCAUUGGUGGUGGGCCGGAGGCAGUUAAUUUGUGGAUUGGGAAUGAGUUGUCGGAGACUUGGUUUCAUAAGGAUCAUUAUGAGAAUUUGUAUGCUGUUGUCACUGGUGAGAAGCAUUUUGUGCUUCUUCCGCCUACUGAUGUGCAUAGGAUGUAUGUUAGAGAAUACCCUGCUGCUCACUACAAUUACAAUGAGGAAACUGGAGAAUUCAAAUUGCAACUUGAGAAUCCACCACGGCAUGUCCCUUGGUGCAGUGUGAAUCCUUACCCAUCACCUGAAAACCAGGACAAAGAAAUGUCUGAAUUUCCAUUAUACUUUAACGGACCAAAGCCGUUUGAGGUCACCGUUAAGGCUGGUGAAAUUCUUUACUUGCCGAGUAUGUGGUUUCACCAUGUUCGACAGACUCCAGACAGCAGAGGACUCACCAUUGCAGUGAAUUAUUGGUAUGAUAUGCAAUUUGAUAUCAAAUACGCCUAUUUUAACUUCUUGCAAUCACUUCCAGCACCCCAAGAACCAACUUCACAUAAUCUUUUAACAAACGAAAAUGCAUCUGAUGGAGAAGAUAAACAAAGAGAGGAACCGGUCUUUUCGUGUGUUUAAGAUUGAACUAGCUUAUGUGCUUUGCCGAAUUAAAAUUAAAGGUAUAUUUUUGUAACCAUUCAUGAGCUUACGUGUGUUUAUCAUUUAUCAUCUGGUGUGCCAUACCAUCACCCGGGAAGGCGGGAUGGUUAGAUCUCAGUUCGUUAGGUUUUAUUAUUUUCUGUUUUGACUAGACUUGGACAUUGUCAGUAUUGUACCCGUAUCUUUAUGAUACUUAUGUACUUUAGAUAUAAAUGAUAUACAACACAUUACAUGAUUUUCUCUCUC